This is a messenger RNA of Acanthosepion pharaonis, 1032 nucleotides long. The record is from the annotation of a GenBank genome assembly. Lineage: Eukaryota; Metazoa; Mollusca; Cephalopoda; Sepiida; Sepiidae.
AUGUGCCUGAGUAUCUAUCUAUCUAUCUAUCUAUCUAUCUAUCUAUCUAUCAGCCUAUUUGUUUUUAUUUUACCAUUUUAUUCGACUCUUUCUUUCUUGCUUUCUUUCUUUCUUUCUUUCUUUCUUUCUUUCUUUCUUUCCGCUGAUUCCUGCCUUUAUAGUCUUUCGUUUGCUGUAUUUCUGUUUUUCUUUCUUUCUGACAUUGUUAUUCUUUCUUUCUUUCUUUCUUUCUUUCUUUCUUUCCGUUUUGAUUUUUUUUCUUUUAGCGUUUCUUUAUUUCUUCAUUCUUUUUCCUUUCAUAUAAUUUUAUUUUCUCUUUCAUGUAUUUUUUCUUUAUUUCAUUCUCCCUAUCUUUUUUUAUACUUCCGCUCCAUUCUUUUUCUUUCUGUUCUUUCUACCUUUGUAUUCUUAUUUUAUUCUAGCUUUCUUUUUCCUUCUUUUGUUUUUACUACCUUUGAAUUUCUUUCUCAUAUUCUUUCUUACUAUUUCUUCGUUCUUUUUCUUUCGAUUUUUCCUAAUUUAUCCUUCUUUCUUUUCUUUCUUUUUCUUCUUUUACUAUUUGUUUGUCUUUUGCGUUUCUCGCAAUUUUUUUUUUCUACCUGGUUUCUUUCUAUAAUGUUAUUUGUUUUAUUUUGCUUUCUUAUUUCAACUUUUCUGUGUCUCUUUCGCUUUGCUAUUUGCUUUUCAUCUUUUCUUUCCUUCUGGAAUAAGCACUUCUUUCUUUCUUUUUAUUCUCUAUUAUCUUUUCUUUCUUUUUUUUUCUUUUCACACUUUCUCAAUCCGCUUUCUUUAUUUGCUUUUUCUCCCUUUAGCAUUUUCCUUUCCUUUUUUUUAUAUAAUUUUUUUACACGAAAAGUCUUUCCAAUCCGUAACAGUCCAAGACAUUUCACAUCCGAAACGAAUGUCAAUUUUCUUUUUAAUUCUUCCAAUCUUUUCUUUAAAUUCCAUCGAUUUUCUUUAGCUUGGCUCAAUAGAAUACCCAUAAGUCUAUUUAAAAGACUUUUCUUCUUUUUCGUUUUGCGCGGAAAUUAA